This is a messenger RNA of Symbiodinium sp. CCMP2592, 1854 nucleotides long. The record is from the annotation of a GenBank genome assembly. Lineage: Eukaryota; Dinophyceae; Suessiales; Symbiodiniaceae.
AUGGCGCUGCUUCAGAAGCUGCUCGAAGAUCGCUUCCAGCUCCUGCUCGAGGAGGUGGACAAGCGGCUCCUCGAGCAGCGGCAGCUCCUGGAAACCAUGCUUCGCGGUCACCUGCCUGCGACAGUCUCAGAAGAGCCCGCGCAGGUCCACUCCUCGUCGGUGGUGAAACCAGGUGUCGACCUGACCAGACCAGCAGAACUGCCCGUGCACACGGAUCUGCAGCCGAUCCUGGAGGACGCAACACUGGCAGUGACGGCCCUGAAGUCGCAGGACUUGCCGUCGGCGGGUAUGGCAAGCGAGAAAGCGCCGACGUUGACCCCACAAACAUCACGGAGGGGCUCCACUAAGAACGGAGCUCUGGCGUCCAUGGAAGUGUCGCGCUUCUCGAAGCAGAACUCCUACGAGCAAGCCGUCGCGGCGGAGCAGAGUGGCAACUUUUUACCACGGCGCAGCGACCCAAAGUCCGUUCUCCGGACGUUCAAAUCUGCGGGUACACGAGACCUCACUGCUACGAACACACGGCUUGGCCAGCUGCUUGCGCCGUUGGUGCUCACCUGGCAGUUCGAGUUCUUCUACGCAGCUUUGAUCCUGUCGCAUGCGGGCCUCCUCGGCGCUCAGAUUGAAUGGGAGGCUGCACACCUGGGGGAAAGUCCUCCAGAUGUCAUGGUCUACACACAUCUGGCCUUUACUUUCCUCUUCAUGCUGGAAAUCGUGCUGCGCAUGACCACCAUCGGUGUCAGGAAGUUCUUUACCUCGGGUGAGUACGGCUGGAACAUCUUCGACUUGUUGAUGGUCUCGCUGUCCGUUGUGGAGCUGCUGGUGGACCUCAUCUUGCAGGAGAACUUUGCCUCUGGGACCUUUCGAAUCCUGAGAAUUCUGCGGCUGGCUCGCUCGGCACGAGGGCUGCGGAUUAUUCGGCUGAUCCGAUUUAUCCGCCCUCUUCGGAUCCUGGUGUUCUCCAUUGGCAUCACUCUCAAGUCUCUGAUCUGGUCCGUCGUCCUCCUUCUUCUGAUCAUCUAUCUGUUUUCCAUCCUCUUCUCCGAUGCCUACCUGACCACCAUGACCAUGGCAACAGACCCCAAAGUCGAAGUCGACGAGCUGCGAGACUUCUUCGGAAGCCUGCAGAUCUCAAUGUUCACGCUUUUCGCGGCCAUCUCCGGAGGGUUGGAAUGGAGGCACGCUAUGUCAUCUUUGAACGUGGUUGGCUGGGUGUGGACGUCCCUCUUCAUUCUGUAUAUCUCGUUUUGCUGCUUUGCUGUGUUAAAUGUGAUGACGGGGGUGUUUUGCCAUUCUGCAAUCGCCGGUGCGGAGCAAGACCAUGAGUUCAUGGUCCAGUCCAUGGUGGGCGAACAGGAACGGAUACGGACAGUCUUCGGUGAGCUCUUCCAGAUGAUGGACCAUGACGAGAGCGGCAUGAUCACGAUAAAGGAGUUCGAACAUGGUUUCAAGGUGGAGAGCACGAGGGCAUGGUUCGAAGCGUUGGGCAUCAAGGCUGAGGAUGCAUGGACAAUCUUCCGUAGCCUGGAUCGAGAUGGGGAUCACAGAAUCGGGAUCAGUGAGUUUGUGGAGGGCUGCAUCAACAUCCGCGGGCCCGCGAGGGAGGUCGACUUGAUGCGACAGUCCCAGAGGACACACCAACAACUGCAGGCAGUUGAAGGAACUCUGGUGGACAGCCUCGUCCUUUUGAAGGACGUCGCUGCGCAGCUCAUUGACACUUCGGAGUCCAUCAGGGCAUCGCAAUCUCACGGUGUCCACGGCAUACAGGCCCCUGAAGCCCAGCUGCUCCAACAAAAGACUGCAGACUCCUCGCACCUGCAACGCGUCGAGGAGGGCAGCUCUCCAAGUGCUAUUUAG